This is a messenger RNA of Acanthosepion pharaonis, 528 nucleotides long. The record is from the annotation of a GenBank genome assembly. NCBI's taxonomy places the organism in Eukaryota, Metazoa, Mollusca, Cephalopoda, Sepiida, Sepiidae.
AUGUCUGGCGAUGAACAGUCAAAUAACGACGAAGAAGACGAAUUGGAUGAAGAAUUGAAGAUUCUGAAGGAAACAGUGUUUGAUCUCAUUCGAGGUAUCAAGGAUCCAGAAAAAAUUGAAACAUUGGAAGAAUUGAAUGUUGUGACUGAAGAAGGAGUGCAAGUAAAAAGAUUUAACAAUGACUGCUUUUUAAUAACAAUUGAAUUUAUUCCGACUGUUCCCCACUGUACAUUAGCUUCUUUGAUUGGUCUGUGUGUUAGGAACAAACUCCAGCGGGAUUUACCUGAAAGAUACAAACUGGAUAUUUAUGUCAAAGAAGGAACUCAUAAUAUUGAAAAAGAUAUCAAUCGACAGAUCAAUGAUAAAGAACGAAUUGCAGCUGCAAUGGAAAAUCCUAACCUACGAGAACUUCUUACUUAUAUCUAUCUAUCUAUCUAUCUAUCUAUCUAUCUAUGUCUGAUCAUAUAUGAUUCCUUCUCCAAAUUAUCUAUCUACCUAUCUAUCUAUCUAUCUAUCUAUCUAUCUUAG